AACGGACUGAGCGCGCUCCGACGUGACGCACGUGAGCGAGCGCGUACGUAUGUACGCGCGUGUACGCGUGCGCAUGCUCACGCGAGAGUCAGCGCGGCGGAAGGGCCGUGCGGUCGUCGAAAGCCCUUUAAACAGGAAUGUGUUUCUGAUCAUCUGAAUCUCAACCAUGUUGUCAAACUCCUUACAUUUCCUAAAAAUUACAAGCAGUCGUUUUCUAUCUUCAAGAUUAUGCCAUCAAUUAAUAAAUGAAAAGAGGUUUUUUGGAACUGUGCCAACAUCCAGAAGAGUUGUCAUUACAGGAAUUGGUUUAGUGACUCCCCUUGGUGUUGGAACUCAAUUGGUAUGGGAGCGUCUUCUCCGAGGAGAAAGUGGAAUUGUUUCACUGCUUGGUGAAGAAUAUAAGAGUAUUCCUUGUAGUGUUGCUGCUUAUGUGCCAAGAGGUUUUGAUGAAGGUCAGUUUAAUGAACAAAACUUUGUGUCCAAAUCAGAUAUUAAGUCCAUGUCUUCUCCCACUAUCAUGGCCAUUGGGGCAGCAGAGUUAGCCAUGAAAGAUUCUGGCUGGCAUCCUCAGUCAGAAGCUGAUCAAGUGGCUACUGGUGUUGCAAUUGGCAUGGGAAUGGUUCCUCUGGAAGUUGUUUCUGAAACUGCUUUGAUGUUUCAGACAAAAGGUUAUAAUAAAGUCAGCCCAUUCUUUGUCCCUAGGAUUCUGAUUAAUAUGGCAGCAGGCCAGGUCAGCAUUCGACAUAAUCUCAAGGGCCCCAAUCAUGCAGUAUCAACAGCCUGUACCACAGGAGCUCAUGCUGUGGGAGACUCUUUUAGAUUUAUAGCCCACGGUGAUGCUGAUGUGAUGGUGGCUGGAGGUACAGAUUCUUGUAUUAGUCCUUUAUCUCUUGCUGGGUUUUCCAGAGCCCGGGCUCUGAGCACAAACUCAGAUCCUAAGUUAGCAUGUCGACCAUUUCAUCCAAAGAGAGAUGGUUUCGUAAUGGGAGAAGGUGCAGCUGUGCUGGUGCUGGAAGAAUAUGAGCAUGCUGUUCAAAGAAGGGCCCGGAUCUAUGCAGAAGUUUUGGGCUAUGGACUCUCAGGUGAUGCUGGUCACAUAACUGCCCCUGAUCCUGAAGGAGAAGGUGCAUUAAGAUGUAUGACUGCUGCUAUAAAAGAUGCAGGGGUUCAACCUGAAGACAUAUCCUAUGUCAAUGCACAUGCUACUUCCACACCAUUGGGAGAUGCUGCUGAAAACAAAGCCAUCAAACAUCUCUUUAAAGACCAUGCAUAUGCCCUUGCAGUUUCCUCAACGAAGGGAGCCACAGGACAUCUUCUGGGAGCUGCAGGGGCAGUUGAGGCAGCUUUUACUGCAUUAGCUUGUUAUUAUCGAAAACUACCACCUACUUUAAAUCUGGAUUGCACAGAACCAGAAUUUGAUCUGAAUUAUGUUCCGCUAAAGGCACAGGAAUGGAAAACUGAUAAACGAUGUAUUGGACUCACCAAUUCUUUCGGUUUUGGGGGUACUAAUGCAACACUUUGUAUUGCUGGUAUAUAGUAAUUUAAUUAAACAGUAUUUUUUAAAAUGUGGAAAUAAUAUAUCCAUGCAUAUGUUUCUAUAUCAAAAUCCAGAUACCCUUUAUCUCUGUUAGGGUUGCUUAACCUUAACUAUUGAUAUUUGGUGUAGGAUAGUUCUUUAUUGGGGAAAAAGGACCUGUCCUGUGCAUUGUAUGAUGUUUUACAGCUUCCUGGUCUCUUCCUAGUAAAUUACAGUAGCAAAUCCUUCCCUAAUUUGACAACCAGAAAUCUCUAAACAUUGCCAGAUGUUUUCUGGGGACAAAAUAACCCACAUCUGAAAACUGCUGAUCCAUAAUUUCCUAAUACUCUAGUUCAAACAGCUUUCUGACAUUUCAUCUUCUGUUCCUUUCAGAGACAUUUAAAGAAGAGCUACUUUAUACUAGGCAGGGUUGCUGCAUGGUACAACUCCAGGUGCACCAUCCACAUAUAGUAUAUUGAAAGGAAUACCAGUAUAUAUCUGGAAGUAUGCAUCAUUGAUCAACAUUCUUUUGAGUAUAGCUCAAUCUAUUUACCUUUUGCCUAUGUAGGUCUGUUCAUAUCAUCCACACUUAAUUCAGUAAAUUAGUGGAAUUUCCCUAAACUCCUAAGCUAUCAAUUCUCUAAAAGAAGAAAGUGAAAUUGGUUUGAUAUUUCGUAUUCUUUUUGUAUUUAAUCUGGUACCCAGUGAUUAAUGGAGAUAAGGAUAUUUGGAGUAGAAAUUGUUAGUGACUUAGACAGUAUCCCCUCAGCCCAUCUUUAACCUCAUUGUAGCUGUAAUAGUAUCCUGGGUUCUCCCAGCUUCCUGCCGCAAGUGCUGGUAGUCCCUUUUUUGCCUUGGGGAUUUCUGUAAAGCCAAAGGAUCAGGAUCUCGUUCAUCCCCAGAAGACUGGGGUACAAGUACCCCAGAGACAACACUCAACCAAUGAAGGAUGACAAUUGGUGGGUAAGUGCUUCAGUCUCCUUUCUGAGGGAUAGCUAUGUUUCUCUACAGUUCCUCAGAGGGGUCCCCAAUGAAAUGGGGGCCCACAGCAUUAACCAACCCAGUAACACUGGUAUUUUUCCUCCUAAUGCCUUAUCCCUGAUUUAUAAUACUAUUCCUAUGAGUCAUCUUCCAAACAAACCACGUUUUCUCAGGCUCUGCUUUCUGAGUAACUCAAAAUUAAGGACAUUUUUGUUGUAAUGGGAAUUUAUAUAUCAACAGAAUUGAGUGGAAAGAGGAUAAAGGGAAUAUGUGUAUUUCUGCUGGCUAUAUUUCCUACCCACUGACUGUGACUACAGUACUUUAUUCCAAUAUACCUAGCAUUCCAUUUAUGUACUCAUAACUAUAAUCAUUUUUAAUACAUGAUAAAAUUUAUUUGAGAUUUACUAGAUGCUAGCAUAGACUGAUGUUUUACUGGUCACCAGUGAUAAAGGAAUGGGUCAGGAAGCUGUGUACAUAUGUGGGUAAAGGUUUCAGGUUAAAGGGGAAGAUGCAGAAGGAAAGAUGUUCCAGCUAACAGAAAUUCAGUGUGGAAUGGUCUAGAAGUUAGAACAUUUGUUCUGAACAUAAAUAUACUCUGAGAUUGGGGGAUUAAGAGAUAAUCCUAGAGGAUCUCGUAUAGGUCAGGUCACACAGAACCUUACAAAUUUUAAGGCAGUAAGAAUCCUGUAACUAGUUUUGUGGUUCUGUUUCUGUGACUGAACCCUGACUGAUAAAUGUGAAGAAGAAUGGGGAAUAUUGGGAGUAACACAAUCACCUUUUGUUUAAGAGACAUCACUUUGACUAUGCAGUGAAGAACAGACUGCGGGGGAAGCAUGUUUCCCAUAGGAGAAUAGAGUCAGAAGGGUUUUGCGAAAUCUAGGUAAGGAAAGAUGGUGGUCUGGAUGAAACAGGAUAUUUUGACCCAAGUUUCUUCCAAAGUUGAAAAUCUCGUCUGUGUUGUUAAAUCAAUUUUAUUAUGGCAUCAUUUGUAUACAAUAAAAUACACUCAUUUUUAAAUGUA
Messenger RNA from Marmota monax (woodchuck), 3518 nucleotides. RefSeq names its product 3-oxoacyl-ACP synthase, mitochondrial (gene Oxsm). Gene Ontology annotation, biological process: fatty acid biosynthetic process. Bases 167 to 1537 code for a protein of 456 amino acids. Gene Ontology annotation, molecular function: 3-oxoacyl-[acyl-carrier-protein] synthase activity. The record is from RefSeq and is a predicted model, not a curated record. Lineage: Eukaryota; Metazoa; Chordata; Mammalia; Rodentia; Sciuridae. The transcript is spliced from 3 exons.